Molecule: messenger RNA, 1235 nt
Organism: Lactuca saligna
Lineage: Eukaryota; Viridiplantae; Streptophyta; Magnoliopsida; Asterales; Asteraceae
Source: the annotation of a GenBank genome assembly
AUGUCGUUGAAGCUCCCCAUACUCGACAUGCCAACAUGGUACAGCGCUGCCAUCUUUCUCUCUACCGCCGACCCUUCUCCUACCUCCGCCUCUAGUCUCCGAUCUUGCCGCCGGUUACAGCGUUCUCCGAUAUCCUGGUCAGUUGCACACACUACACUACACUACAAACAAGUGCAGAUAAUGGGAAAAGCCUCGAGAGAUAAAAGGGAUAUCUACUAUCGCAAAGCAAAAGAAGAAGGUUGGCGUGCACGAAGUGCUUUCAAGCUUCUUCAAAUUGAUGAAGAAUUCAACAUUUUUGAAGGAGUUAAGCAUGUGGUUGAUCUAUGUGCUGCACCUGGUAGCUGGAGUCAGGUUUUGAGUCGUAAAUUGUAUCUCCCAGCUAAGCUCUCAUCUGAUUCAAAGGAUGAUGAUCUUCCACUUAUUGUAGCUAUUGAUUUACAACCCAUGGCUCCAAUUGAAGGUGUUAUCCAAGUUCAAGGAGACAUAACAAAUGCUCGAACAGCUGAAGUGGUAAUUAGGCAUUUUGAUGGAUGCAAGGCUGAUCUAGUUGUAUGUGAUGGUGCUCCUGAUGUAACUGGACUUCAUGACAUGGAUGAAUUUGUUCAAUCACAACUGAUAUUGGCGGGGUUAACAAUUGUAACUCACAUACUGAAAAAUGGUGGAAAAUUUAUUGCAAAGAUCUUCAGGGGAAAGGAUACAAGCCUCCUAUAUUGUCAGCUAAAGUUAUUCUUCACUGAAGUAACUCUUGCAAAACCAAAAAGUAGCCGGAAUUCAAGCAUAGAAGCAUUUGCUGUUUGUGAGAAUUAUUCCCCUCCUGAAGGGUUCAAUGAGAAAGAUUUGCAUCGCCUCCUUGAGAAAGUUGGAACUCCAUCUGGUGCAGAUGACUUAGAUUGCAGUAGUGGAUGGUUGGAAGGGCCAAACAAGAUUUAUAUACCGUUUCUCGCUUGUGGGGACCUUAGUGGUUAUGACUCUGACCGUUCAUAUCCGCUUACAAAAGCCGCGGACGGAAGUUAUAAGAGCUUGGAUCCUGUGCAGCCUCCGAUAGACCCUCCGUAUAAGAGAGCUCUUCAAAUGAAGAAAGCUUCUAACAAUUACAAUUAACAAUGCCUUUAAAAUGCUUUUACUUGAUUCUUGAUUCGACUACUUCUGUUAGUUCUUAACUGAAAUCAGUUAUUAAACAGACACUGGAUUCAAAUUAGUCAUGAAUGGUUGUUUUUUUGACGUAAUGAUUAGUG